GGAUAACGCGAUAACACUCAAAAUCGAACACCAAAACCCCUUACUCCCAAAACCCCAUUGAAAUUGUGAGUGUAUUACCAAAAACAUCAAAAUAAUAAUAAUCUGGAUAAUCUUUCUCCUCCAAAUUCAAUCUAAUUUUUGAAUUGGGUAUUUGAAAUAAUCAUUAAAAACCCAGAAAAAAUGGCAACAAUUUCUUCAAUUCUCCCAUGUCAUGGCCUACUUCAACACUCUUCAUCUUCUUCAAAACCCAAGUUUUCAUUACAAAAUUUGGUUCAAUUUCCCUCUUUUAAUCAUGGGUUUGGUCUAAAUUUCAAGCCCAUAAUUGCUGCAAAUCCGCCAUUGUUGAAGGUUCGAGCUGUUGUAGCUGAAGAAACUUCAUCUUCAUCUUCUGCACCAUCUUCUUCAGAUGGGGAAGAAGCUCGUAGAUUAUACAUUGGUAACAUUCCCAGAAAUCUCAAUAAUGAUGAACUUCGUAACAUUGUUGAAGAGCAUGGCGCCGUUGAGAUAACCGAGGUGAUGUAUGAUAAAUAUUCUGGAAGAAGCAGAAGGUUUGCUUUUGUGACAAUGAAGACUAUUGAAGAUGCAAAUGCAGUGAUCGAGAAGUUAAAUGACACAGAAAUUGGUGGGCGUAAAAUAAAAGUUAAUAUUACUGAGAAACCUUUGCAAGGUAUGGACAGGGCAGUGACCCAGGCAGAGGAUUCACAAUUUGUCGAGAGUCCCUAUAAAGUUUAUGUUGGUAAUCUUGCAAAGACAGUAACUAAUGAGUUGCUGAAGGAUUUCUUCUCAGAGAAGGGGAAUGUUCUCGGUGCAAAGGUUCAACGGACCCCAGGGACCUCCAAGUCUAGUGGUUUUGGGUUUGUUUGUUUCUCAUCGGAUGAGGAAGUAGAAGCUGCAAUUGAAGCUCUCAACAAUGCUGUUUUGGAAGGGCAAAAGAUACGCGUGAACAAAGCUUAGGUCAGGAGAGGGGCUUAAGCUGUUAGGAUGGGAAAUUCUAAGUUUUGUAUGUGCCAUUAAGCUCUUUUUCUUGAUUUAACUUCAUAACAAAGUUAAUCAGAAGAUUUGAAGAGUUUGUUCUUGACUGCUCGAGUCUGUAAGCUGAGGCUUUGUUGGUGCACUGGCUAAGUGGCCAGUUGGUCACCCCAAAUAGCUUAGUAGACAUAGUUAGUUUUCAGAUAUAACUAUUUUGCUCACAACUUUUAUUGUUGUCAUCAUCUUCAUCCGCAGCAUAAUAUAUUUGUUGUUUAUAUUUGCUUAAUUGGGAUUCCCUACUUCCAUAAUUCAUGCAUAAUUAUGCCA
Chenopodium quinoa (quinoa) is the source of this 1296-nucleotide messenger RNA. Its product is annotated as 30S ribosomal protein 2, chloroplastic-like. The transcript is spliced from 4 exons. The coding region runs from base 181 to 954 and encodes 257 amino acids. The record is from RefSeq and is a predicted model, not a curated record. Gene Ontology annotation, cellular component: cytosol. Gene Ontology annotation, molecular function: mRNA binding. Lineage: Eukaryota; Viridiplantae; Streptophyta; Magnoliopsida; Caryophyllales; Amaranthaceae.